Salvia miltiorrhiza (redroot sage) is the source of this 1049-nucleotide messenger RNA. RefSeq lists its product as uncharacterized. The record is from RefSeq and is a predicted model, not a curated record. The coding region runs from base 291 to 983 and encodes 230 amino acids. The transcript is spliced from 6 exons. Lineage: Eukaryota; Viridiplantae; Streptophyta; Magnoliopsida; Lamiales; Lamiaceae.
UGGAAAUUCUGGUAACCUAAAGGCAUGCCCAUUUGCCAUGUGCAGAAAGAUUACACUAACAAUCUUGUAGUUUUUGCUAGUAAUAUGCAGGAAAAUAUACAAGCUUGACAACUAUUUGCAGAUGCAGAAUCUUCUUUGAGAUUAAGCAUGUAUAGGAAAUCAAAUUACAUUCACUAUUACGUACUGGAAUGCUCGUGAUCUUCUUGUAAAUCAAAACAUUGCAGAUACAUGAAACAUAUGUUUACUUCAGACAUCCCAACAGCAUCAGAUCAACUCUUCUCGUGCACAUCAUGAAACUGCUGCCAAGGCUAACAGGACACAGAUCAUUGCAUGGAUUACCCUUCUGGACAGGCAUUUUGCGCUGGAAGAAUCCACAGGAACACUAUAUGCCGGUGAAUCCUUUGGAGCAGCUUUCUUUGGUGGAGGUGGUGAUGGAGGCGGUGGUGGCAGAGGCAUUUGUGAGAUCCUCUGUAGAAAUCGACGAUCUGAAUCAAGCUUCUGCGGCUGAUAAGGCAUUUGCGAGAUCCUCUAUAGAAAUCGGCGAUCUGAAUCAUGCUUCUGUGGCUGAUAAGGUUUUUGUUCGAUCAUUUAUAGAAAUUGGGGCUUUUGCGAGUGAGAAGCUUGUUGCUCGUGAAUUUGGUGCUGUGUUUGCUCGUGAAUUUGGUAGCGGAUCGGAUGGUCCGCCGGCUAUAUACCCAUUUCUGACCCUUCCUAAGCUUGCUCUUGUGCUGAUAAGUGAGAAAAAGGAGAAAUGUAGCCAUUUGAAGGGGAAUAAACGUGGAAAUUCAAUAUUGGCUUAUUUAUUCUAUAAAUCUGAUAUCAAAACUAUAUUGAAUCAGGAGCCAAAACUUUGCAAAACUUCUUAUUUCCCCGGAUAUUUCUCAGCCCACAUCUUCUCUUUCGCCAUUCGGGGUGCCAUGUCCUGCUUCCGCUCAUUGGGUAAGGCUGGGCACCUAGAUCUGCUCCAGAGCACCUUUCGAUGAACAGAUUGUGCCACACAAUCUGCAAGAGAACCCCUCCAUUCCACUCCGAAUAUAGUUGUGCAAGUC